This is a messenger RNA of Balearica regulorum gibbericeps (East African grey crowned-crane), 1305 nucleotides long. NCBI's taxonomy places the organism in Eukaryota, Metazoa, Chordata, Aves, Gruiformes, Gruidae. The record is from RefSeq and is a predicted model, not a curated record.
AUGACUACAGCAAGAUAUAGGCCUACCUGGGACUUGGUACUCGACCCAUUAGUGUCCUGCAAGCUCUGCCUCGGUGAAUAUCCCGUGGAGCAGAUGACAACAAUAGCACAAUGCCAAUGCAUCUUCUGUACCCUGUGCCUAAAACAGUAUGUGGAACUUUUGAUCAAAGAAGGUCUAGAAACAGCGAUCAGCUGCCCUGAUGCUGCCUGCCCAAAGCGAGGUCAUCUGCAAGAAAAUGAGAUUGAGUGCAUGGUUGCAUCAGAAAUCAUGCAAAGGUAUAAGAAGCUGCAGUUUGAAAGAGAAGUGCUUUUGGAUCCAUGUCGGACUUGGUGUCCAUCCUCUACUUGCCAGGCAGUUUGCCAGCUCCAGGAAUCAAGCCCACAGGACCCCCAGCUUGUCCAGUGCAAAGCCUGUGACAUUGAGUUCUGCUCUGCUUGCAAAUCUAAUUGGCAUCCAGGUCAAGGCUGUCAGGAGAACAUGCCAAUCUCUUUUCUUCCAGGAGAAACAAGUUCAGUUUUUAAAAUGGAAGAAGAUGAUGCUCCAAUCAAACGCUGUCCAAAGUGCAAAGUUUACAUUGAACGAGAUGAAGGCUGUGCCCAAAUGAUGUGUAAGAACUGCAAACAUGCCUUUUGCUGGUACUGUCUGGAAUCUCUUGAUGAUGAUUUUCUCCUUAUACAUUACGACAAAGGACCGUGUCGAAACAAGCUGGGACACUCCAGGGCGUCUGUUAUCUGGCACAGAACACAGGUGGUAGGAAUUUUUGCAGGAUUUGGUCUUCUACUUUUGGUGGCCUCCCCUUUCCUUCUACUUGCUACACCAUUUGUUCUGUGCUGCAAGUGCAAAUGUAAUAAAGGAGAUGAUGACCCUCUUCCUACCUAGACUGAGAGAAGACUGGACUCAUCACAUGUGUUUUGAUUUUAUUGUUGCUGUUGAUGUUUCCCUCUUGCACUUACAUUGCUGUAGCCUUACUUGCCCCGUUCUGCUUUUCAUUGACACACAGUCUUGGUUCCAGGAACUGCGGUUACAACUGGGGCGUAGAUCGAUUGAUAAUAGACAAGGAGGGUAAUGGAAGGCAAGUUUGGUGCUAAAGGGAGACGAUGGACCCAGAUAGCUAUCUGAAAGAAGAGGUGAUACUGCUAAAAAUAAUGCGAACAGUUUCUGUUGCCCUGCUGGUGGACUUGGAACUGUGCUGAAUGACAUCAACAAAACAAGCUAAAAAUGCAUACAAAUCUAAACUUUUUGCAUAUCCAUUCGCUUCAAAAUUUGGUGUCUUAUUCCUGUAUGUAUUUAAGUUGCCUAUCAUUU